AGGGCACUUCUACUCAUCUUUUCUUAAAAUAAACAAACAAGGAGGUAUUUGGUGAAAUCAGUAGCCAGCAACUUGAAAUCUGAUAAAUGUAGUGCUUUUUCACAUAACACACAACAAGCCUGUGGAGCUUAAUGCCAUUAUAUCCAUGUAUGAUUAACGGAGAUCAAGAGCUUAACAGACUUGAGACAUUUUGUUGGAUAAUAAGCACAUCUGGAGUUACCAUUGUAAGGGUUCUUUUUAAAAGAUGAAAAAAUGUGCGAAGUCUAUAUAUCCUUGUGUUCUUCUUCGAGUGGUCCCCGUGGGUGCUUCACUCUAGGUGUCGGGCUCGUUCCAGCGCCGCUGAUCGGAGGCUUUUCGUAGCUGUAGUCGGCCGGACCGCGCAUGCGUGGCAGGUUCCGCGCGCCGUUUUUCCAGUCACGCGGUCCGGCCCCUUCGCCAGUUCCUUUCAACCAUCCUAGGUUGCUGACGGAGAUCUGAGUCUCUCCUCAGAGGCAGCUCCUUUCAAUAGAAAAGUUAAAAAUUUUCAUUCGUUUUCCUCAGGUUAUGGUUAGCGUUAGUUAGGUAGUUAGUUAUUUGUUUAAAAAAAAAUUGAAAGCUUGACAUAGUUAGUUAAGGCUACUGUUAUUUCUAGUUUUCUCUACUGUUUGAACCCAGGAAAUUCAAAAUGCCCGGUUCACCGGGUUUUAAGAAAUGUUCUUUGUGCAAAGACCCCAUGCCGGCGUCCGACGGCCAUGGCUUGGGGGAGUCCCAUGUGCCGAGCAAAUAUGCUCACUCUUCCAAAUUAACGGCCAGGGCACGUAGGGACAGGGACAUGAGGCUGAAGCUCAUCCUAUUUGAUAAGGCUCUGCAGCCUUCUGAAAUGCCUCAAGGAGAUCCCUCUAUGGAGCGCAAGAGGAGGUCUUCACCGCAGAGCGGGUGGACUCAAAAGAAGGGGAAAAAAGUCUCCCCGGCGCGAUCCCUGACUGCGGCCCCUCUAUCUAAAAUCAGUGAUGGUGACCAGCCAGAUACCUCCGGAACAGGUUAUCAACCCGCGAAACAAAAAUCGCACAGGCAUAAGUCUGUGGGACGUUCCUCUUCCGUGCCGGUGCCGUCGACCACUGUUAAGGCGGGGAAGAAAUCGGCACCGCCGACUCAAGGGCAGCAGCCUAUGAGAGUGCCUGACCCUACAACCUCGGCACCGACAGUGCAGAAACACGGAAGACACGAUACGGCAUCGCUUCAACAAGCGGCACCGACAGAGCAGGCGGCACCGGGGCACCGAACGCCCACGGCACCUGAUACAGCGCCGAGUGGCAGUCACACUACAGUGCCGGGAGUGGCACUGCAAAUUAUGAAGAAAGCGAGCACGGCACCAGCGGACCAUGGCAGCUCGGUUCCGCCUAAGGCACCGGUAGGAGAGUUAGCCUCCCCAGCUUCAUCGGCGCGGCACUCCCCAAUACUGGUCUUAGAUGAUGAGGAUCAGGUCUCCAGGCAUUCCUCCGUCGAUGAGCCCUGCGCCAUGCCUUCGGCCGUACCUUCAAAAGCUCAAAGGAAGUCGGCUCCUAGAAGAGGGUCUCCAUCUCCAUCACCGAUUUUUUCGGCACUGUCUCCCUCCCCUCCGCGAUACCAUUCUCCAAGGGGCCUCGUUAUCAUCGCAGCUCGCGUUCUCCGCACCGCCACUCGAGGCCUCACUAAACUUAUGUUUACAGGCACCCCAUACCACAUUUUGGGAUGCAUACUUCUAGGUCUCGCUCACCAACUCGUUCACCCUCGAGAUCUUAUGGCAGCAGAUACAGCACUGCCUAUUCAUCCAGGAGACCAUCUCCCGAUGGCUCCUAUCGCACAACCAUUGGUUUGCAGCCCUCGACUUGCAAGACGCGUAUUUUCACAUUACAAUCCACCGGGCGCACAGAUGCUUUCUGCGCUUCGUGAUAAACAACGACCAUUUCCAAUACAGGGUCCUCCCCUUUGGUUUGGCGGCAGCUCCCAGAGUUUUCUCAAAGACUCUAGCGGUAGUUGUGGCAUAUCUACGGUGCCAGCACGUCCUCAUAUUCCCUUAUUUAGACGAUUGCCUCAUAAAGGCCCCAACGCAUCAAGAGACCAUGUGGAUGAUCUCGUUAGUCAGAAACACGUUCGAUUCUCUCGGCUUGAUAAUAAAUGAACAGAAGUCGACCAUUGCUCCGACACAAAACAUAAAGUUCAUCAGCGCAGUCCUAGAUUCUAUCACGGCAAGGGCAUACUUACCUCUAGACAGGUUCCAAGCGAUACAGGAACUAGUAAAGGUACUCGACAUAGCUCCAACUGUGUCCAUACAUACGUGUCUGCGCCUUCUGGGCCACAUGGCAUCCACCACCUUCAUGUUUCCUCAUGCAAGACUUCACUUCAGAGAUCUUCAACACUGGUUAGGAAGGGUAUACUUACCACAAAAACACAGCAUUCACAAGACGGUCACUGUGCCGCCUCAUGUUCGCGACUCCCUGCGUUGGUGGAAAUGCACAGGAAACAUCCUUUCCGGAGUCCCAUUCUGUCGUCCUCAGCCUUCUGUGCUUAUAACGACAGAUGCAUCUCUCAUAGGCUGGGGUGAACAUAUGGGCAACGAUCAUGUUCAGGGCAAAUGGCCCUCCAUAGAGAAGACUUAUCACAUCAAUCUCUUGGAGUUACGC
Pelodiscus sinensis (Chinese soft-shelled turtle) is the source of this 2642-nucleotide messenger RNA. NCBI's taxonomy places the organism in Eukaryota, Metazoa, Chordata, Testudines, Trionychidae. The record is from RefSeq and is a predicted model, not a curated record.